Molecule: messenger RNA, 270 nt
Organism: Sinocyclocheilus grahami
Lineage: Eukaryota; Metazoa; Chordata; Actinopteri; Cypriniformes; Cyprinidae
Product: SPRY domain-containing protein 7
Exons: 2
Molecular function (GO): protein binding
Source: RefSeq, a predicted model, not a curated record
GUGUUUGGGGGAUCGGUGUGGCCACUCAGAAGGUGAAUUUGAACCCGGUGCCACUGGGUCGAGACAGUCACAGUUUGGUGCUUAGACACGAUGGCUCCAUAUACCACAACAACGAGGAGAAGAACCGAUUACCUGCCAACAGCCUGCCUCAGGAGGGGGAUAUAGUGGGGGUGACCUAUGAUCACGUGGAAUUGAACCUGUACUUAAAUGGAAAAAACAUGCAUUGUCCAGCCUCAGGUAUUCGAGGGACUGUGUUCCCCAUAGUUUAUG